This is a messenger RNA of Lycium barbarum (goji berry), 417 nucleotides long. RefSeq lists its product as uncharacterized. The coding region runs from base 1 to 417 and encodes 138 amino acids. The transcript is spliced from 3 exons. The record is from RefSeq and is a predicted model, not a curated record. Gene Ontology annotation, molecular function: RNA-DNA hybrid ribonuclease activity; nucleic acid binding. Lineage: Eukaryota; Viridiplantae; Streptophyta; Magnoliopsida; Solanales; Solanaceae.
AUGGAGAGUCAUCGAACAGCUGGGACUACUAGAUCAGAUCGUGCCGGCAAUACGGGUCCUCAACGGAUUCAACAUGGCAUGCGAGACGACGAAGGGUAUUCCACCGGAUGUGACGACACACAAGUUGAGCCUGGAUUCAAGUUUUCCUCCUGUCAAACAAAAGCGGAGGCCACAGCCCGAGGUUUAGAACUGGCUAAAAGCUUGGGAGCCGAGAUCAUUGAGGGCAAAUGCGAUUCUCUCGUGGUGGUCAACCAAACGAACGGAACUUUUGAAAUCAAGGAUGAUCGAAUGCGGAGAUAUCAGGAAAAAUUGCAGGUUAUCCUUCACCGGUUCAAGGAGUGGGCGUUGGAACAUGUACCCCAGGAUCAAAAUAAUGAGGUGGAUGCCCUGGCAAAUCUGAGAUGCUCGGUAGAAUAG